Molecule: messenger RNA, 1635 nt
Organism: Pieris macdunnoughi
Lineage: Eukaryota; Metazoa; Arthropoda; Insecta; Lepidoptera; Pieridae
Source: the annotation of a GenBank genome assembly
AUGCACCAACCGUGCACGAACGGGGCGCACCUCAACGGGGAUUCUGUGCGCAAUGGGGACCUGGCUCCCACACUGCAGAUGCCCACUACUGACCAGGAAAUUGUCCGACUCAUUGGACAGCACCUGGUCUCUGUUGGACUUGAACGUAGCGCGGCCCUCCUGAUGGAGGAGUCUGGGCUACACCUGGAACACCCGGCGGCAGCCACGUUUCGGCAGCACGUCCUGGCUGGUGACUGGGUCAAGGCCGACCAUGAUCUGCGCGCGCUGCACGACCUGUUACGUGACUCACCGCAUCGCGACACACACAAUCUCUCAGAAAUGAAAUUCGUGGUGCUGGAGCAAAAAUAUCUAGAGCAUCUCGAGGCAGGGCGUGUGCUGGAUGCGUUGCACGUGCUGCGAAAUGAAUUGACUCCGCUGCAGCACGACACGCCGCGCGUGCACAGAUUGUCCGCGCUCAUGAUGUGCGCCGACGCAGGCGAGCUACGAGCGAGAGCGCAGUGGGCCGGCGGCUCGACCUCGAGGGCAGCGGUGUUGGCCCGCGUGCAGGCCGUCCUUCCGCCCGCGCUCAUGAUGCCGCCCGCCCGCCUUCGUGCUCUCCUUGCUCAGGCUGCCGCCCUGCAAUCGCAGCGCUGCCGUUUCCACGCCGCCCCGCGACCCUCGCCGGACCAAACUGAUCACAUCCCCUUCUCUCUACUCGCCGACCAUCAAUGCUCGGCUGACCAGUUCCCGAUACACUCUUUACAGGUACUAAACGAGCACUGUGACGAAGUAUGGUACUGCAAGUGGUCUCCGGAUGGAUCCAAAUUGGCAUCAGGUUCUAAGGACCACACUGUCAUGAUAUGGGACUUUGAUCCUGUAGCCAAGAGACUAUCCUUCAGGAAAUCCCUGGAGGGUCACUUGUACGGGGUGUCAUAUCUGUCGUGGAGUCCCGAUGGCCGCUACCUCAUCGCCGUUGGACCAGAGGACUGUCCCGAUUUAUGGAUAUGGAAUAUGGAGACGGAACAGCUUCACCUGAAGAUGACUCACUCCCAAGAGGAUUCCCUAACGGCGGUGGCUUGGCACGCGACUUCUGACAAAUUUGUAUGCGGCGGUGCACGGGGCCAGUUCUACCACUGCACGCUCGAUGGCACUUUGAUAAACAACUGGGAUGGCGUGCGUGUGAACGCGCUAGCGUGUCGUGCAGAUGGCGCUGUACUCGCAGCUGAUACUCAUCACCGCGUCAGGGCCUACUAUUUCGCAGACCUCACUGAUAGGAACCUUAUUCAAGAGGAACACGCGGUUAUGGCGAUGACCUUGAAUGCGGCGGACACUCUUCUUUUGCUCAACGUCGCCAACCAGGGCGUACAUCUUUGGGACGUCCGUGCGCGUGCGCUGGUACGUCGAUUCCGUGGUCUGUCCCAGGGCCAUUUUACCAUCCACGCCUGCUUUGGCGGAGCGCACCAGGACUUCGUCGCCUCUGGCAGUGAAGACAAUAAGGUGUACAUCUGGCAGAUAGAACACGAAGAACCGGUAGCGGUACUUGCAGGUCACACACGCUGCGUCAACGCCGUGGCUUGGAACCCUGUUCACCACGACGUGCUGGUGUCAGCCUCUGACGACUACUCACUGCGCCUAUGGGGACCACGCCCUCACUAA